This is a messenger RNA of Annulohypoxylon maeteangense, 936 nucleotides long. RefSeq lists its product as uncharacterized. The coding region runs from base 1 to 936 and encodes 311 amino acids. The record is from RefSeq and is a predicted model, not a curated record. The transcript has 2 exons. Lineage: Eukaryota; Fungi; Ascomycota; Sordariomycetes; Xylariales; Hypoxylaceae.
AUGGCUGCACUUUCGGCGUCACCCCGAGCUCAUAACUUCUCACCGAUACUCUCACUAACAGGAUUAUCGCGCUCCCUACUAUUCUAUGUUUUCAUCUUAAUUGCUAUUCACGGAACCUCAUCUUCACAGCAACGAAUCACCUCCCAACAUGAUACUUGCAUGACACACGACUCUCCAAACCAACAUGCUCAGCAACACCCGGAGCUUGUGAGCGGAAAUCUCAACGGAACCACAUUAAUUGUACCCAUUUCCUUGAAAACUGCUCGCCAGCUCAUCCCCAAGGAAUACGGUAUUGCCGAAGCUGCGUACCGAAAACUACUACCUUCAUUUCCCAAGGACAUGUAUCCCAUGAUGGCACAAAUCGUCCACGACCACGACGUACAACUACCCGUAUACAACGCCUCAAUACCAGACUUUUCACGCGCCUCCCUAGAAUUCCCCUUCGUCGACAUAUUCGGCGACGGCCGGUCUUCCUUCCGGUGGGCUAGCACCUUCCUCAUCUCCUCCAGCAACUCGCUCGCCAUCCAGGGCGCCGAGGGGUACGGCGUGACAGUGCACCCAUCGACCUUCGACCCGCCAUGCGACGCAUACACCGCGCUGUCCGACGGCACGACAUACACGCACAGCCAAGCCCCCGGAUCCAGCAAGUUUAUGACCAUCCUCGCAAAGCCCUCCCGCAACCACGUGCCCUACCCGCUUUCUUUCAUCAAGGCCGUAACGAACCAACCCGUGUUCGCGGAUCCGCAAUUGUGCGAUUACUUCGUUAGAAUGUAUGACACAACGUUGUCGAGCGCCGCGACGCCUGUUGUGGCUGAUGUGGACGUCGAUUUGGACCCGUUUCGUGGCCCGAGGAGUUGGCAUGGCGUUUAUGGCUGGAGGAUGGCGACGGCGUUCUUGGAGCCUGUUUUGCCGGAGGUUUGUGUGAGGGCGGGGUGA